AUGAGGAUCAUACUUCUGCUGUACUGGCUUGGGGUGUUUCUGUCCUUUUGUGGACACACUGAGGCUGACUACUCCCAAUACCAUAGUCGCCCAGAAGUGGUGAUUCCUUUGAAGAUACUUGGCACUGGCAGAGGCGUGAAGCCUUCAGACUGGCUCUCUUACAGCCUGCAUUUUGGGGGCAGGAAACACAUUGUCCACAUAAAGGUCAAGAAAUAUUUGCUGUCCAGGCACCUCCCAGUGUUCACCUACACAGAUCAAGGUGCUCUCCUUGAGGACCAACCCUUUGUUCACCAUGACUGCUACUAUCACGGUUAUGUGGAAGGGGACCCAGAAUCCCUGGUUGCCCUCAGUUCCUGUUUUGGUGGCUUCCGAGGAUUGUUACAGAUAAAUGACAGUGCUUAUGAAAUUAAGCCCAUGACUUUUUCUACUAAAUUUGAACAUUUGAUAUAUAAAAUGGAGAAUGAGGAGUCUCAGUUUUCAGAAAUGAACUCUGACUUUGUGCUAGAGGAAAUUGUACCCCAACUGGAGUCUCAAGAGAUUAAUAAUUUCACUCAGAAGCAAACUGGUUAUGGGAGCUGGUGGCGCCAUUUUUUUAUUGUUGAACUAGUAGUGGUGGUGGACCAUACUCUAUAUCUUCAUAUAAAAAAGAAUAUUUCAAAGUAUACUGAAGAGCUAUAUACUAUCAUAAAUAUAGCAGAUUCCAUUUAUGAGAUUUUGGGUAUUAGAUUGUUAUUGUUUGGUAUGGAGUUCUGGACUAAAAAAAACUACAUUGAAGUUAAUGAUAUAAGGAGAUCUCUGAAAUAUUUUUGCAUUUGGAAAAAUGGUAACCUUGCUCCCCGCCUGCCACAUGAUACUGCACAUCUUUUUAUGCAUAAACCAGUACGAGGAAUGAGUGGUUUAGGUUAUGUUAGAGGGAUGUGUCAACCACUCUAUAGUUGUGCAAUUGUUACUAUGUUAAACAGAUCCUUGACCUUGGUUGGAAUUGCACUAGCUCAUCAUAUUGGCCAUAAUUUGGGUAUGUUUCAUGAUGGUGAUUUUUGUACAUGUGGACACCUUAGAUGUAUAAUGCAUACUUCAAACCCACCAAUAACAACAUUUAGCAAUUGUAGUCUUUCUUUUUUUUGGUUAUAUACUAUACACGAAGCAAAAUGUAUGCUCUACGAGAUAUACACAAAGGAUAUAUUUUCAAAGAAGCGUUGUGGGGAUGGUAUUGUUGAAGAAGAAGAGGAGUGUGACUGUGGACCUUUACAGAAUUGUGCAAAAGAUGCCUGUUGUCUAUCAAACUGCACUAUGACUUAUGGGUCUGCUUGUGCUCACGGACUUUGUUGCAAAGACUGCCAGUUAUUACCAUCUGGAGAAAUGUGUAGAAGAGAGGCCAAUGAAUGUGACCUUCCAGAGUGGUGUGAUGGAUCAUCCCCUCAGUGCCCAGAUGAUGUGUAUGUGGAGGAUGGAAUUCCUUGUAAUGAAAGUGCCUAUUGCUAUGAGAGGAGAUGUAAUGACCGCAAUGAACUGUGUAAGCAGAUUUUUGGCCCAGAGGCAAAGAGUGCAAGUCAAAAUUGCUACAAAAAUAUAAACACUCUUGGUGACCGCUUUGGUAACUGUGGUAUCCACCAGUCUUCAUAUGUAAAAUGUAAUAUCUCAGACAUCCUGUGCGGGAGACUUCAGUGUACGAAUGUGAGAGAAAUUCCCCUUUUGAGGGAUCAUUCUACUGUGCAUCAGUAUCGCUUUAAUGAGGUCACCUGCUGGGGUCUCGACUACCACUUUGGGAUGCCCAAACCUGAUAUUGGUGAAGUACAAGAUGGCACAGGGUGUGGUGAAGAACACCUCUGCAUUGACAGGAAGUGUGUCCAUUUAUCUCGCUUGGAUCGUAAUUGUUCACCUGAGUUCUGCAACAUGAGGGGCAUUUGCAACAACAGACAUCACUGCCACUGCAACUAUAUGUGGGACCCACCCAACUGCCUAGUAAGGGGCAAUGGCGGUAGCAUUGAUAGUGGCCCACCCCCUAAGAGAGAAAAGUUUAACAAAAGUUAUGUGUUAUGGUUCUCGCUUUUUUGGUUGUUUCUCUUAUUAUGUUGUCUUCUUUGCCUUUGGCUGAAAAGAAAAAAGAAAGAAGAAAAAGUUCCAACUCAAGCUGUAAAGCCAGAGCAAAAGGCUCCGAGUGGGGCUGCAACGCCAGCGCAAAAGGCUCCGAGUGGUACUGAAACGCCAGCGCAAAAGGUUCCGAGUGGGGCUGCAAAGCCAGCGCAAAAGGCUCCCAGUGGGGCUGCAACGCCAGCGCAAAAGGCUCCGAGUGGGGCUGCAACGCCAGCGCAAAAGGCUCCGAGUGGGGCUGCAACGCCAGCGCAAAAGGCUCCGAGUGGGGCUGCAACGCCAGCGCAAAAGGCUCCGAGUGGGGCUGCAAAGCCAGCGCAAAAGGCUCCGAGUGGGGCUGCAAAGCCACCUCAAAAGGCUCCGAGUGGGGCUGCAAAGCCAGCGCAAAAGGCUCCGAGUGGGGCUGCAAAGCCACCUCAAAAGGCUCCGAGUGGGGCUGCAAAGCCAGCGCAAAAGGCUCCGAGUGGGACUGCAAAGCCACCUCAAAAGGCUCUGAGUGGGACUGCAAAGCCAGCGCAAAAGGCUCCAAGUGGGACUGCAAAGCCACCUCAAAAGACUCCAAAGUCUCCGAGUCAGACUGCAAAACCACAGCAAAAUAUUCAGAGUCAAUCCAGCAUAUCAGUUCUCCAGAGUCAAAGUGGGAAACAAAAGUCAUCAAGCGUAAAAAGUGCACCUAAAUAA
Molecule: messenger RNA, 2772 nt
Organism: Neogale vison (American mink)
Lineage: Eukaryota; Metazoa; Chordata; Mammalia; Carnivora; Mustelidae
Gene: ADAM29
Product: ADAM metallopeptidase domain 29
Exons: 1
Coding region: 1-2772 (923 amino acids)
Biological process (GO): male gonad development; proteolysis
Cellular component (GO): external side of plasma membrane; plasma membrane; sperm head plasma membrane
Molecular function (GO): metalloendopeptidase activity
Source: RefSeq, a predicted model, not a curated record